UCUUUCUCACCAACGCAUAAUUUUUUUUUAAAAUCAGGCAGCGGCAAUCCCGUAAUAACCUGCUCCUUCCUCACUGCUCGCUCUUCAUCCCUCUCCCUUCGCUCAAUCCAAACUCUGCGCUCGUCGCUCUAACCCUAACCCUAACGCUAACCUAAAUCACAGUACAAAGCCCUAACGCCAGCAAUCCGAUCAUGUUUUCUCUUCCUCAUUCCGUCGAGCGAAUGCUCGAAAGGGUCCAGCUUGAGAAAUCGACGGAGCCUGCAGAUUACGGCGCUCGACGGGAUCUGGCGAGGAUCGGGGAGGAUCAAGCUCUUGAGAUCCUCGGGAGAAUCUCUCAAGCCCCAGCGAUUAAGAAAAGCCUCUCUGCGUUCAUCAGUUACAUGGUGAAAAAGUACUGCAAUGAGCCGCGAACCCCCGAGAGGAGGAGGCCGGAGCCUGCUUACUCUCAGGAGAGUGUUAAUUUUUCUGCGCCGUCGACCGUCGAUUUUGGGGGAAGUAGAGCUUCAACCAGUGGUGAAUUGUCGCCGAACAUUGCCUCUCCGAGGCAUACAGCCAUUCAUGUUCCUCCAAGGGUUCCACCCAAUCCCGUGCCUAUCUCCAUUAGUGUUCCUCCCAGUACCCCGCCUCCAAGGGACCCACCCAAUCCCGUGCCUACAGCGAUUCAUGUUCCUCCCAUUACCCUGCCUCUGGGGGGCCCACCCAAUCCCAUGCUCAUUACUAAGCAUCCAGAACAACUGCAUGACGGAGUCAUGCAAGCAUUAGGAGAGCUCGAGUUUAGGAAAGCUUUCUUGAUUUUGAGCUAUGCCGGGAGAAAGAAGGUGAAUGACAUAGUCUCCGUAGAUCUGAUUAUGAAGCUUAAGUCGCUGUCCAUGGCUAAUUUUGAGCAACAACUCUGGGAAAUUGUCAAAAAUAAAGGCUGCAUCCCAGCUUCAGAUAGAAGAAAGAAUCUCAAUUGGGAUUGCCAAAAGACGUACAUCUACCAUUGCCAUAUUGAUUCUGAUGGGAGUAUCCUUUUUAAGGGUCCUUAUCUUGAAGACACAAGCACUCACUUCCAUCGGGUGCUUGGUGAUGAUAAUGUGUUGAUGGUGAAGUUCUCUUCUGGAAACGAUUAUUCCAAUCAUAAGUUUCUUUACCAUAGGAUUGCUGAGGAAGGCAUAAUCAUGGGUCUACGUCGUUAUCGGUUUUUUGUCUUCAAGGAUGGGGGGAAGGAGAAGAGCAAGGAUCCAGCUUCCUCGUCGGUGAAGUGCUAUUUUGUUCGUACGGAAUCCAAGUGGGUUCUGGAUGUGAACAAGCCAUAUAUUCUGACUAAUAAAUCUAUACAGGAAGCACGCAACAUUUUCAUGCAUGUACAUACACUUCCGAGCGUGGAGAAGUACAUGGCCAGGUUUUCACUAAUCUUAUCGAAGACUAUCAACUUGAAACUGGACUUUGCAUCUGUUACUGUUGAGCAAAUUGAAGACAUACCUUGCAUAGAUGAAGAUGGUCGUAAUGUAUUCGAUGAAGAUGGCAAUUUGAUGAUCCAUACUGAUGGGACUGGGUUUAUUUCAGAGGACUUAGCGUACAAAUGUCCUCGAAGAAUCUGGAAAGGACGUUCCAUAACCCCCAGGGAGUUCCAGACAUUUUUGGAUGGGCUUGAAGCUACAGAAACUCUGGAGAGACAUUCAGGCGUAGGACAGUCCCUAGAUAUCGAACCGCCUCUACUUAUGCAGGUUCGCUUGUUUUAUGAUGGCACUGUUGUGAAAGGAACUCUCCUAGUAAAUAAACAGCUCCCUCUACGAACGAUUCAAAUAAGACCUUCUAUGCUCAAGGUUAAUAGAGAUCCUAAUUUCAUGUUGGCUUCGCAUUGCAACUCAUUAGAAGUUGUUGGAACCAGCAAUUUGUCCAAGAAGUCACGCUUGUCUAAAUCGAUAAUUAUGCUGCUUCAUUAUGGAGGAGUCCCCCAAGAGUAUUUUCUUGAACUAACUAGGAAGGCGAUCCUGGAUGCAAAAGAUGCGAAAUUGUCAAGAAAAUCUGCACUUGGAGUUGCAUCUUUGCAUGGAAACAUGGAUGACUUUCUCGUAGCGAGAAUGAUUGCCUGUGGAAUACCACUCCAUGAGCCGUACCUGGAGCAUCAGUUAUCAGUGAUGACUCGGGCAGAAUGGAAUGGCCUUAAGGCAGCAAAAAUUCCUGUGAACGAUUGUUAUUAUUUGAUGGGUACGGCUGACCCUACAGGGACGCUAGAACCUAAUGAAGUUUGUAUCAUACUAGAAAAUGGACAAGUGUCUGGAAAAGUGCUAGUCUUCAAGCACCCAGGUUUGCACUUCGGAGAUGUACACAUUGUAAAUGCUGUGUAUGUCAAGAAUAUGGAAAAGAUCGUGGGGAACGCAAAGUACGCCAUUUUCUUCCCUACAAAAGGGCAAAGGUCCUUGGCUGAUGAGAUGGCAAAUAGUGAUUAUGACGGAGAUCUUUACUGGGUUUCUAGAAACGCACAGUUGAUUGAGCACUUCAAACAGAGCAAACCAUGGAGUUGGACAUGUUCCAAGCCAAAAGAGUCGCGGCCAAGGAGGCCAAUUGACUUUUCUAGCAAUGACUUGGAAAGAGCACUGUUCCAAAAAUUUCUAGACAGUACAUUUGAACAAAGUUAUGCGAUGAGUGAAGCUUCAGAUUCGUGGAUGGCCUACAUGGAUCGGGUAUUGACCGAAUGUGUACCUGAUAUGGAAAAGCAACGAUUACAUGCAAAGCUUCUUAAACUAAUUGAUAUGUACUACCUUGCUCUGGAUGCUCCGAAGAAGGGUUCAACGGUCGAAGUACCAAAGGAUCUUAAGGCAGACAAGUUCCCACAUUACUUAGAAAGGUCAAAUAAACCAUCUUAUCACUCCAUAUCCGUAUUGGGCUCUAUAUAUGACAUGGUGUCUUCAUUUCAACUUCAAGAGGCCCCCAUAGAUGUAGUAGAGCCACUUCCUUGCUUCAGUGAGCAGGCUCCUCAACAUUGCUUGGAUUUGUGGAGCACACUAUACCAUGAGUAUAGGAAAGAUAUGCAAGCGGCUCUCGGAGAAAAGGACGCAAAAUUGAAAAAUUUAGCAGCAGAGCAAGUUACUUUGAAGUAUAAACAGAUGUUAUAUGGAGCCGAGGAGUUUGAAAAGAGCACAAGGAACCGAGAAGAUAUUUUUGCGGAGGCCAUAGCUAUCUAUCAAGUAGUUUAUAAUCAUGUCAACCGUAUGGAGAAAAAGGAAGUUGGUCGUUGUGGAUUUGUAUGGAAAAUUGCUGGUCAUGCUCUGUUUGAGCUACAUGCAAGGAAACAAUCUGAAGAUUCCCCCAUUGUAAUCCAGAAGUCGGUUUUGAAGGAAAUCCUACGUGUAAAUUGUUAAUGUUGUACAUAUGAUCUCACUUUGUUUGAGGGUGAGUGAAAAAUCCACUCGUUUUCAUGUAAUCUGUAAACCAUAUUGAUGUGUUCCGCUCUUACUUUUCUAGAUCAGUUGAAUGAUUCUUGUACAUAGUAGCUUAACAGCAAUAUAAAGUAUUAUUUCUGUUGUUGAAA
Messenger RNA from Asparagus officinalis (garden asparagus), 3517 nucleotides. RefSeq names its product probable RNA-dependent RNA polymerase 5. Gene Ontology annotation, cellular component: nuclear RNA-directed RNA polymerase complex. Gene Ontology annotation, molecular function: RNA-directed RNA polymerase activity. Gene Ontology annotation, biological process: siRNA processing. The transcript has 19 exons. The record is from RefSeq and is a predicted model, not a curated record. The coding region runs from base 192 to 3347 and encodes 1051 amino acids. Lineage: Eukaryota; Viridiplantae; Streptophyta; Magnoliopsida; Asparagales; Asparagaceae.